CUGCUUCACCACUGAGGUUCUUGAAGGAUUUGAUGUCCAAAGAACCACUGGGUAUGCUGACACUGAAAAGAAAUACGGCCACCUCACGGGCUCUAUAAUUGAUUACUACAGCAGAAACUUCUCUGCUGGUGCUGAUACCUCUCGACUUUGCCUGACCUACGACGAGUUUGUGAAGAGGUGUUCUGACCUUGAGAAGGUCACUAUGAGCGAUAUAUUCGCCCUUCAGCUUAUGCAGGUGCCACAAGUGACGGAUGAAGCUGCUCUUGCUAUCACGAGUCUCUACCCCACCCUUCUCUCGCUUGCUAAGGCGUACACCAUGCUUGAUCGCGAUAGGCCUGCCCAGGAGGAGAUGCUGAAGAAUAAGAGCGGCAUGGUCAACACGGGAGCUAGCAAGAACAUCUUCAAGCUCAUCUGGGCGGAAGGAUGA
This is a messenger RNA of Aegilops tauschii subsp. strangulata, 427 nucleotides long. Its product is annotated as crossover junction endonuclease MUS81-like. Lineage: Eukaryota; Viridiplantae; Streptophyta; Magnoliopsida; Poales; Poaceae. The record is from RefSeq and is a predicted model, not a curated record. Gene Ontology annotation, cellular component: Holliday junction resolvase complex; nucleus. Gene Ontology annotation, biological process: mitotic intra-S DNA damage checkpoint signaling; double-strand break repair via break-induced replication; DNA catabolic process. Gene Ontology annotation, molecular function: crossover junction DNA endonuclease activity; 3'-flap endonuclease activity.